Molecule: messenger RNA, 4724 nt
Organism: Leopardus geoffroyi (Geoffroy's cat)
Lineage: Eukaryota; Metazoa; Chordata; Mammalia; Carnivora; Felidae
Gene: DUOXA1
Product: dual oxidase maturation factor 1
Exons: 6
Coding region: 3472-4500 (342 amino acids)
Biological process (GO): protein transport
Cellular component (GO): endoplasmic reticulum membrane
Source: RefSeq, a predicted model, not a curated record
CACGUUAAUGGAGGUGAGCCAUUCUUGUAAAGUAUUUUAUAAACUCCCACUAAAAUAUAUGCAGGAAUAAUGCUGAUAUGUAACGCUAACCAAAGUACAUUAUACUAUUAUUAUUUGCUUAUAUUGCAGUUAUUUGUUUUUGAAAUUUCAGCAUAUAACAUGUAUUCAUAGUAUUAGCAAACUUGCUUUAUCUUCCCACCUUACUAACCAAGAUAUUCUACAUUUUACAGCCUUUUUAAAAACAUAAAGCCUUCCAUCACAAUUGUAAUGGCUUUAGUCUAGGUGUCAUAAAGAAUAAAUUCUUAGACCAAUAAGUAAAAUAAAUAUCACUAUCACAUAUUCACAAUUCAUAGUUACUUAGCUUUAGCUAGAGUUGAAACAUAUGUUUCAGAUUCAAUUAAACGUGAACAUUCAUGCUUUGGACUCCAACUACUAGAAGAGGCUUUCUGAAAAUUUUGUGAAAGCACUACAGAUUGACAGGGUUGGUCAAAUCCCUUCCUGCCCAAUCCUUAGGCCUAUAUUGGUGACACUCAAUUAACAUUGAAUGAGAAUAGAAUACUCUAUAGGGCACAGAGGGAGCAUAGCUCCCUCUUGUGUGUGAAAUAGAGGAUGCCACCUACAGAGAGGAAGUCACUCAUUCACAUAUAUUCAUUCAUUCAACCCACAAGCUGAUUAGUAUAUGCUACAUGCAGGGGAUGCAAAGAUGGAGAUUAGAAGCUAAUAGGGAGACUGAUGUUCAAACAAUUACAAUCCAAUGUGAUUAUUGUGAUCGUGGAGGUAUAUUCAAAAUGCAAUCAGAACAUUAGAGGUAGGAACAUCUACACUGGCCCAAUGGUGUCAAAGAAAAUUUCACAGAGGAGGUAACAUGAGCUGAGACUUGAAGGGUGAAAAGGAGUUUGCUAAGGAGUAAGAGCAUUCCAGGCAGAGGAAAUAGCAUAUACAAAGGCAAGAAGAGUUAAAAGAGUAUGUCAGAUUCAGGGAGAGGCCAAUAAUUCAGUAUUGCUAGAGGUUAGGCUGGGCCACAGAUGGAGGUGCAAUGGUAGAUGAGAUCCGAUCAUAAAGGAUUUUGUAUGUGAUUGUGAGAUUAGGUUUUACCUAGAGCAAAGAAAUAAAAUGUUUAUAUUUCCUUGUUAGAAAACAAUGUUCUGGCACCAGGCAAGAUAGAAUGAGACUGAACUAGGGCAGUAGGGAAGGAAAUUCAUGGAUGGUUUCAAGAAAUGUUUAGGAGAUAAGAUGGUCCAUCUUUCCGGCUUAUUUUAUUAAUAACAGUGGUGAUGUCACCAAAGAGACAAAGAAAACAGAAUAAAAAGCAGAGCAGAGACAGUGAAUUCAGUUUGGGACCUGUUAAAUCUGAGGCAUCCAUGGGGAAGCCAAGUGAAAAUGUCAAUGGGACAAUUGGCUCAGGUAAGAGGUCUGUCUGGAGACAUAGAUUUGAGAAGCAUCGGCCAUGGGAAUAGAUGAGUUUGCCUACGGAAUCAUGAAGAGUACUAGAAGAAAAGAGCCAAGGCAGAAUCCUGGGAAGCAGAAACAUUUCAGAGAGAGGAAGGACUAGCAAAGGAGCCACAAAAGUCAUGGCCAAAGGCAGGAGACCCAGGAGAACAUGCUGUCAUGGAGAUUCAAGGAGGACACGUUUGAAGAAAGGGGAAACAGUCUACAAUGCCAAAUACCACAGAGAGGUUAAGAAAGAUGAGAUGUGGAAACUUCCCUUUGGAUUUAGCAUGUGAUAACCUAAUGGAGAAGAUGGGAAUGGAGAGAAGCCAGAUUGCAAUGGGUUGAGAAAAUAAAGCAGUGGAGACACCAGCAUAGACUAUUCUUCCCAAAAGCCUGGCUAUGAAAGGGGGAGAGUGAGAUAAGACAGUAGCUGGAGGGGACUGAGAAGUUCAAGGGAGAGGGUCCCUUCUCUUUGUGUUCUUAAGAUGGGAGAAAUUUAAGCAUAUCUUUGAGAGAAGGAGCCAGCAGAGAAAGAGAAGCUGACAAGUUGUGUAGAGAAUGGGGGAUGACUAGGGAAAGGUGGUUGUGAAGGCAGGCAAGGAUUGGAGUGAGAGCUCAGGAGAAAAGGAGAUACCCAUUCCCCUGCAAUGGAAGAAUUGAAGAGUUAAGAAAAAAGCAAAACUUCAUGGGAAAACUGAGGCUCAGAGCUUAUGUGACUUGUCCAAAAGACAGGAUUAAAACUGUCUCUCUGUCUUUUUGCCUGACACUAUGCUACCUGCCCCCAGAGAUAGCAUAGGAGGUGGCCAGCCUAGAAAGAGAGUGAAAGGCUGGGAGCCACAAGGUAUUAUAGAAGAAUCACAGAAUUUAGAACUAGAGGGGACAUGGAGAUCAUCAUAUCCAAUUGCAGAUGAGGAAACCAAGGAUCAAUGAGGUUGUCAUUUGCCUGCCUAAUGUUUUAAAAUAAGUGAAGAACUGGUUCCAGCCCAGGGUUCUCUCCAACAAGGAUUGGAUAAGGAGAUAAAUGGAGUAGUCAGAUGUCCUCUCUUUCCCAAUCUUGUAGCUUCUAUCUAUUCAUGUCACUCUGUUUCAGGUAUUAUUCUUAGCACUUUACACAUGCAAUCUUGUCUCACACUCACAAUGACCCUGUGAGGUAAACACUGUCAUCCUUACUUUUAAUAAAACCAAGUAUCUAUAGGGGUCAAGUAACUUGCAAGAGGCAGAUACAGAAUUCAAACACAGAGCUGCUUAACUUCAAACUUAUUCUUUCACUAUAUCACUUAAUAAGACACUACCUAGCCAGACUAUAAAUAAUGGAGCCUCCUGGGAAAACCAAGGCCCCAGUACAGAUCGCACACAGGGAAAUGAGCAGAGGUGGGAUCAUUGAUUGUAAAAUAAGGUGAGCUAAGUUGAUUUCAAUUAUUUUAGAGUUUCCAGAGGAGGAGUCAGGGUGCUUGAGAAAGCUAGACAGACCAGUGUGGGCAGUGCCAGGACCGGGAAUCAGCCCUCUGAUGAUAUCAUUGGAUUAUAUAUUUAGCAAAGCUGUCUGGCCUUUGUUCCUUUGGAGACUGAGAAGGAAAGCCAAUCUUUUUGUAAUCUGUACCAACUUUCACCCUUAUGCAUUUGCUUGAUAGCUAUAUAGUAAAUAUAGUUCUUUUUAUAUCCUGUGAUCUGUCUGAUUAGGCUGGAGGCCUGAGAGAGAUAAAAGAGAAUUAUAUUUCUUAAGACAGUCCCAGCGGAAGCAGAGAAGCCUCGAGGGUGGUUGUGGCACUGAUUUAGGGGACCUAAGGGUUAGGAAAGGAGCAUGGGGCAACAGAGAUGGAUUGCCAAGACCCUCAGACCCUCACAGCCAAAACACAGGGAGAUGGAUGGCAGAGGAGCAAUGGAAAGACAGUAGCAGUAGAAUCUGGUGAGCUCCAGAGAUGAGGGAACUGGUCUGGUUUAUUCUUAGCUGUAUCUUCAGCACCAAGAAUAGUACCUGGCUCAUAGACAUAAACAUCUAUUGUCCUACAGCAUACGCCUCCCUGUCACAGCCCCAUCAAAAUGGCUGCUUUUGGACACACAUUCCCCUUCUAUACUGGCCUCAAGCCAAUCUUCCCAAUGGACACCACCUUGGCCGUCAUCAUUGCCAUCUUUCUGACUGCACUGGUCACCUUCAUCAUCAUCCUACCUGGCAUUCGGGGCAAGAUGAGGGUGUUCUGGCUGCUGCGGGUGGUCACCAGCUUAUUCAUCGGGGCCGUGAUCCUAGCUGUGAAUUUCAGUUCUGAGUGGUUCGUGGGCCAGGUCAGCACCAACACAUCAUACAAAGCCUUCAGUUCCAAAUGGAUCAGUGCUGACGUUGGGCUGCAGGUUGGGCUGGGAGGAGUCAACAUUACACUUACAGGGAUCCCAGUGCAGCAGUUGAAUGAGACCAUCAGUUACAAUGAGGAGUUCACAUGGCGCCUGGGUGAAAACUAUGCUGAGGAAUAUGCAAAGGCACUGGAGAAGGGGCUGCCGGACCCUGUGCUCUACCUGGCUGAGAAGUUCACCCCGAACAGCCCAUGUGGACUGCAUGGCCAGUACCGCCUGGCAGGACACUACACCUCAGCCACGCUCUGGGUGGCAUUCCUCUGCUGGCUGCUGGCCAAUGUGAUGCUGUCCAUGCCCGUGCUGGUCUAUGGUGGCCACAUGCUGCUAGCCACAGGCAUCUUCCAGCUGUUGGGACUGCUCUUCUUCUCCACGGCCACAUCACUCACACCACCCUGUCCCCUGCGCCUGGGCACUGCUACGCUGCACACUCACCACGGGCCUGCCUUCUGGAUCACAUUGACCACAGGACUGCUUUGUGUGCUGCUGGGCCUGGCCAUGGCAGUGGCCCACAGGAUGCAUCCCCAAAGGCUGAAGGCUUUCUUCACCCAGAGUUCAGGAGAGGAUCCUGCACUGGAAUGGAAUCCUGAAGAAGGGGGACUCCUGAGCCCUCGCUACCGGUCCACAGCCGAGAGUCCCGAGCCCCAGGACAUUCCCCUGUCAGAGGCUUCCUCUGAGGCAUGCUGUAAGGAGGAGCAUCCCAGAGAGCCUGACUGUACCCUAUAAGGCUCUUCUCCCUGGUGGCCACCCGGACUUCCGGUCUGGGUCCAGAUCUCAUUGGAGCCUCAUAAACCACCAGAAAUGACUGCAGGUUGGGUUGCUUCAGCCCCCCAGCUCCAAUCUAUAGGUGGAGAAGGAAAAAGAGGCUUUUCCUUUUAAAAAACAAAACAAAAAGCCCUAAUAUGCUAAACAGAAAUUGGAGCCACCCAUAAACCCUGUCUCCAUGGUAA